This is a messenger RNA of Apis laboriosa (Himalayan honeybee), 955 nucleotides long. RefSeq lists its product as uncharacterized. Bases 53 to 841 code for a protein of 262 amino acids. NCBI's taxonomy places the organism in Eukaryota, Metazoa, Arthropoda, Insecta, Hymenoptera, Apidae. The transcript is spliced from 4 exons. The record is from RefSeq and is a predicted model, not a curated record.
AAAUUCAGAAUUAUAUUCAUAUAUAAAAAAUAUUAUUGAUUUAUAUAAUAUCAUGGGGAUCGAUAGUACAUCAAAAUUAGAGGUUAAGAGUUCAAAAUUACAAAAACGAACGAAGAAAAUAAAUAAAUCAGAAGAAAUUACAACUGAAACAAAUAAUAUUGAUAUCUCAGAAUAUGAUACUAAUCAAAAGGAAGAAAUGAAUAACCAGGCAGUAAAACAUAAAAAACAAAAGGGAAAAAGAAAAAGAUCAAAUACCAUUAAUAAUAAUAAUGAAGUAAUUAAAGAAACAAAAGUAAUUGAAACAAAAAAGGAUAAUUCUAUUAAAAUGAGUGAAAAUCAAGAUGAAGAAGAAAUAAAUAAUAAGAUAAUACCACCAAAGAAGAAAGCAAAUAUACAUGUAAUAAAUGAUAUAAAUAACAUAGAAGAACUUCAUAAAUGUAAUGUAAAAACUCCAAAACAACCUUCUAAGAGACAGAUGAAAAGAGAAAAGGCUGAGAAAAAAGAGAAUGAAAAAAGAAUGGCCAAUAAAACAGAAGCAAUGAAAAAAGGACUUAAUUAUGUUUCAAAGUGGAAAUAUGCAAGAACUGAAUGGAAAUUUGAAAAAUUAAGACAAAUUUGGUUAAUUGAGAAUUUGUUAGAUGAAAUUUCUAUACCAAAUGACAUUUUCCCAACAGUUUUAGAAUAUUUUGAAGGAUGUAAAGGUAUGGCUAGAGAACAACUUUUAAAAAAAGGUAUGGAUGUUAUAAGGAAAGUAGAAGAAAAUGAAGAAAAUAAAAAUAAGGAAUCUGUUGUUUAUCAGAGAGCAAGAAGACUUCUACAAGCUUUGCCUACUGAAACAUAAUCUAAAAUUGUAUUUAAAAAUUAUCAAUUAUUUGAUAAUUUUUAUUGAAAUUGAAUAUUCUUUUUAUAUAUUAUUCAACAUUGUUUUUUUCAUUAAUGAAAUACAUGUAUUAAA